AUGCUCAAGGCCGCGAGGGAAAUCCAGAGUCUUCUGGGCGAAGAUGCAGUGAGCAUGGAUGUAGAUGACCUUGAAUCUCAUGGGUAUUCUGAGGCAUCUACGACAAACAUCGACACUCGCCCGGUCGCGGUCAUCAUGCCUACUUCUACCGAGGAGGUUUCUUUGAUUGCAAAGAUCUGCAACAAAUACCGAAUCCCCAUGAUUCCAUUCGGCGCGGGAUCGAGCGUGGAGGGUAACUUCACUGCGCCUCAUUCCGGAUUCAGUAUCGACUUGUCUCGCAUGGACAAGAUCCUUGCCUUCCAUGAGGAAGAUCUCGAUGUCGUUGUUCAGCCCGGUGUCAAUUGGGUGAAUCUCAACGAUACUCUCAAGCCGGCGGGUCUUUUUCUUCCUCUGGAUCCCAGUCCUACGGCUCAUAUUGGGGGAAUGGUCGCGACAAACUGCAGCGGGACCAACGCUCUUCGCUAUGGAACAAUGAAAGACUGGGUCGUGAAUCUCACAGUCGUUCUUGCAGAUGGAUCCGUCAUCAAAACACGUCGCCGACCGCGCAAAACUUCCGCUGGAUAUAAUUUGAAUUCUUUAUUUGUCGGAUCCGAGGGAACUCUCGGUAUUAUCACGGAGGCAACUUUGAAGUUGGCAAAUGUGCCUUCGCAUUUCGGUGUUGCCACUGUCGCCUUCCCAACCGUCAAGGAAGCAUCUAACGCGGCGACUGCGAUGAUUCGCAGCGGAGUAUCUCUAGCUGCCUUGGAACUGAUGGAUGAUGUUCAGAUGCGAGUUUUGAACCAAGUUGGAGGCACUGCAGGAAAGCUCUGGCAAGAGAAACCGACCUUGUUUAUCAAAUUCUCCGGCUCGCAGCGGACCGUCGAAGAUAGCACCGGGGCUUCAAAGACUAUUAGUUCCGCCCAUGGAGGUUCAGAAUUUGUUUCUGCUACAGACGAGAAGACGAUGGAAGCUCUUUGGUCAGCACGAAAGUCCGCCCUUUGGGCCAUGCUUGCGAUCAGACCAGAAGGCACGCAGAUUUGGUCAACCGAUGUUGCAGUCCCACUAUCCCACCUCGCUGAGAUUGUCGAACAGUCUAAGGAGAACUCUUCGAAGCUUGGUCUAUUCUCAACUGUGUUGGGCCACGUUGGCGACGGCAAUUUUCACCAAACGGUUAUGUAUAAUCCGGAAAAGCCCGAUCAAGUGGAGGGAGUGAAGCGCUGUGUUGAUACUAUGAUCACACAGGCCUUGAAGAUGGAUGGUACAGUAUCCGGCGAGCAUGGAAUUGGCCUCGGAAAAAAGGAAUGUCUGGAGAAAGAGCUGGGUUCGGCCACUAUCGCUGUAAUGAAGACCUUGAAGAGGAGCCUAGACCCUUAUUGGUUACUGAACCCAGGAAAGGUCAUAGAUUUCUAA
Messenger RNA from Penicillium waksmanii, 1389 nucleotides. RefSeq lists its product as uncharacterized. Lineage: Eukaryota; Fungi; Ascomycota; Eurotiomycetes; Eurotiales; Aspergillaceae. Gene Ontology annotation, cellular component: mitochondrion. The record is from RefSeq and is a predicted model, not a curated record. Gene Ontology annotation, molecular function: FAD binding; D-lactate dehydrogenase (NAD+) activity; D-lactate dehydrogenase (cytochrome) activity. Gene Ontology annotation, biological process: lactate catabolic process. The transcript has 2 exons. Bases 1 to 1389 code for a protein of 462 amino acids.